Molecule: messenger RNA, 3009 nt
Organism: Myxocyprinus asiaticus (Chinese sucker)
Lineage: Eukaryota; Metazoa; Chordata; Actinopteri; Cypriniformes; Catostomidae
Gene: etaa1a
Product: ETAA1 activator of ATR kinase a
Exons: 6
Coding region: 139-2340 (733 amino acids)
Source: RefSeq, a predicted model, not a curated record
GGAGGAACUGCGUCUUUGGCGGAAUGUUUAAACUCGUUGAACGAACGAAUGAAUGUGAUGGCAGCGAAACGCAGACAUAAUAUAAGAACUGCUCACUAAUACGAUGCACUGUAGAGAGAUUCUGAGUAAUCCAACAACAUGAACGGCAGAAGCUGCCUGGAACAACGUGAUCGAAAUGAAAUCGCCAAACUGACGCAGAUGAAAUCAAAGGUAAACAGACUGAGACGGAGCCCGAAAGCAGCGACACCAAACCCCGCGCAGAUCUGUCACACAGCAGAGUUCAAAACACCCACUCGCCCACCAAGAGCCCAGUUUAGAAGAUUGAUAGCUGACGACUCCCCAAGCAAUGAUCCUGACUGUCAUCAAGAUAUUAUAUGGGAUACAACAUCUCCAUCACCCAUUCGACAUGGCAAGUGUCUCCAUGAAAAUGGCCGAGGACAAAGGAAAGCUGCCAGUGUCAAAGCAGUGGACAUAUCGGACAUUGCCAAUCGGAUUGCUCCAAAGAAUGGAAGACUAGAAGAGGCGGACUCAUCUUUAUUGCAGUGGAUUGGGGAUAGUGCCAUUCCGUGCACCCCAGAAGUCCAACAACCCAAAGUCAAGACCAUGUCAACAAAACAGAGCAUUGUGGAAGACCUCAUGAGGCUGGCCAAGCAGUUUGACUUCAACAUGAGACAAGAUGAUGGUCAAGCUCAGCACUCAGAUGGUCAAGCUCAGCCCUCACUGGGUUCAGAACAGGAGCUCCCACUCCAUGACGACCAACCCAACACAUCACACAAUGGCUCUGCCAUGAAGAAGUGCUCUGUUACUGUAGAACCAAGUGUCGUGAAGCCUGAUGAUGAGAGGGCAUCGUAUCAGGAGAUGGAUGAUGAUCUAGAUUUUCUUUUCGAUGGACCAACUCAGCAGCUCAGUGGGCGUCUCAGUCAAAUGUCAGGUCAUCGAUCUCAUAAUGUUCCUGAGAGCACAGUCGAGGCAAAUCUCGCAGUUACGAAAGCCUGCGAUUCAGAAAAAAGUUCUUCUUUUUCUAUGGCAGCAUGCAAUAACAAUAUACAAGUUGACAAUGCUAAUGAUUUUGAUGACUGGAGCAACGAUGAUUUACUGGAGGACUCGUUGGUGUUGGAGAUAACACAGAACCCAGAUCUGUUUGCUUCUCCAUGGGAUUGUUCAACACAGAAACAAACUCAUGUUAAUCAAAAUGGUUUUAACAGUAACACACGCACCAGUGCGAUGGCAAACAAACCACAUGAAUCCAAAAAUGAUGUUAAAUGUAGCACAGUUCAAGUGGAAAGGACCAAAAACGGACAAUCUUUUCAGGUGGAUUCUCAGAUACCGGCAAAGACUUAUGGUGGGUUGCCUAGAUUUGGAAAUCAGUUGGAAGAUAAUUAUGUAAGUCAGGCUUUUCCCAUGGUUAAAGGUUUGGCAGUUACUCCAUGCCACAGUAAAACUGAACAGGACCAACAAUAUAAUCACAACAGUGGAGCACAACAGCUUCAUGUUGUUCAGAAUUUAUUCAAAACAUUACAACCUUCCCAUUCAAAGCCCGUCAACACACACCAAAGUCCAAACACUCGAUGUGUUAAACAAAGCAGAGAGGACGCCUUUACCAGCCAAGAUGGCAUUGGUGACAUUUUAGAUGAAGAUCUAGACUCCUUUUUUGCAUCUGAUGACAUUUGGGAUGACGGCGUUGAAGAUGAUGACCUAUUUUGUGAGGCGUGUGAUAAUCUUGAGGUACCUGGCAACCCUUCUCGCCUUGUUGAAAGCCCAGCCACAAAGCACCAGCAGACUAACAAAACACAACCUAAAGUGCUACAGAACAUGCCGUACAUCAACUUUGAAAUGGCCAGUCAGCAGACUCUGUUUGCUCAACCUAACCCACCCAGAAGACCUGCUACUAAUGUUUCCAUGUCCAGUGCAAACACGUCAGCAUCGCUUUACAAACCGAAAGCUCACACAGUAAGUUCUGGACCUACAGGACUCAACUCUAAUGUGUCAUAUGACACAACGAGACCAUCUGGCCCCUCAAGUAAUGGACCAUAUAAAUUUAGACAGGUGGAAAGCUCUUCAGUGGUGGGAAAGGGAGCGUGUGCUGCUGCAUCCACACAACAGGAUCACGAGAGAGUUGUGUUGGCCACCCUCCAAUCAGAUGUGAGGAUACCAGACAGUCAUCGGUUCAAAAAGCCAUACAGUGCCUCGUUCAGGUCUACACCAGUGGUUGCCAAAGAGGUGUGUAAUUCGGGAACUGUGAAGUGCAGUGAUGCUGAGAUCGAGAGGAAGAAACAGCUGGCUAUAGAGAGGCGGAGACUCAGGAUGUUGGCCAAUCAGAACCUCAGAGCUCCUGUCUGAUUCUGUGUUACCAUGGAGAUGCAGGACAAAACAGCCCAGCAGAGUUCUACAUGUUCUACACAUGAGGAGUUAUACUGCGUCUACUCUGCAAGAGAAGCGAACAGAAGUGUACAAACAAAACUAGAUAGAACGAAUCUUCAUUGUUUCUAAUGGGAGCAAUCUAAUGUUGCUUGUUUUCUUGUAGUGUAGACGCGGAGUUACCCGAAAGAUUUCCAAAACAAUGAUUUUUGUUGGUUUAGGGGCCAGAUUUAUGCCAGUGUAUUUGACUGCUUAGAAAAAGAAAUGCUGAACUAAGAUCAGAUGUCUUACUGUUACUAUAGAACGGACUCUAGAUUAACACUUUUUUGUGUGUGUUUUGUUUAAUAGUUUGCUUUGAGACUUUUGAUAAAUAUGUACAUUGACUUUCUCAAUAGGCCUGAUCCCAACUGUUCAUUACUAAAAAAAAUCAGGAGUCUUCUUUCACAUGAGUCACUUUUAUGUAUCUCUAUGUCAGUUGUGUAAUCAAUAUUUUCCUUCAGAUUUCAUUUUAAAAACGUUCUUUCAAGAUAAAUAACUCUUAUUUGUGUUUUUGUCCUUUUUCAGUACUGAAACAAGUAGCCCAGAGUAUUAAAGUGACUUAUAAGCAUGGGUGAUGUAUAGUAUUUAUUGAGUUGGAAUUCUCACUGUAAU